Castor canadensis (American beaver) is the source of this 1459-nucleotide messenger RNA. Lineage: Eukaryota; Metazoa; Chordata; Mammalia; Rodentia; Castoridae. The record is from RefSeq and is a predicted model, not a curated record.
CACCACACACACAGGCCCGGCGGCCGCCGCCACUCUCGCCCCUGGCCGCACGGUGCGUCUUUACGCUGACGUUCCUUCAGAAUGUGUAGGAUGGCUCACCUGCGUCCUGUCACUCCCGCCUUACCUUCCCACAUCAGGGAUUGGGCCAGAACCUCGAAUUCCCGCAUUACCCAAGCUCUCAACCCCCGACACGCCUUCCCACGGGUCCCUGGCUGCUGUCCAGUCUCUUCGUGGCUGUGUCAGCCUUUGGCACCCCCACAGGGUCUCGGGUGCGUUCUGGGGCGCGUGAGGCGAAGGGACGCCCCUGGCAGGGGGACUGCACCUCCCACUCGCGGAUGGCGGCCGCCGAGGAGGCGGGAGUUGGCUGCCGCCGAGGCCCGGGCGGCGGGCCCCGUCCGCGGCCGGCGCGCUCCUCGGUCCUCCCUCGCUCGUCUCCUUUGCUCAUAUUUGGACUCGGCUGCCCGUGCCCAGGAAUUUCCCGUCAUGCCUCCCGUCGCCCCGUCCGUCGCCCGGAGCCCGGAGGGAGGAGGGAGGCUCGGACAGCGGCGGCGGCUCGCGGGCCUUUCCAUGAGCGCGCGGCGGACCCUCCCGCGCCCCCUCUCGCUGGGCCUCUGUCUCUGCCUCUGCCUGGUCGCGGCGCGGGAUACCGCGCACCCCGCUCUUGCCCCUGUUCUUUGCCUCUCGUUUUGUUGGUGAAGCUAUCACAGUGAUGUCUGCAUUCAACCUGCUGCAUUUGGUGACAAAGAGCCAGCCAGCAGCCCUGCGAGCCUGUGGGCUUCCCUCAGGUUGCUGCUUGUUGUAUUGUUCAUACUGAGGGCACUGGUCUGAGUGGGUGUUUCUGCUGGAGGAAAUGGUACAACACCAUGCUUUCCUAAAUUUUGUUUUCUUUUAUUUGGGUCCUCAUUUGAAGAUGGAAAUUGGUUAUAAAUUACCACUCUACUUUGAGUAAAUUGAUUUCCACAAUUGAUACAACUCUGGGAAACAUUGUUCAGUUUCCUUGCCUAGUAUAUAAUUGUCACUAAUAUUUCAUGAUAUCUUCCUGUUCCUUAGUGCAUACUACACAUCUGCAAAUCAUAAUGUUCAUAAAGAGGCUGGCAGUCUUUGUAAGAAACUGCUCCAAAUCACACAAAAUAGGACAUUCAUUUUGUUAAAGGAUAAUGAGAAUGUGUUUCAUUCUACAUGUAGCUAUUCCUUUAGAAAAAAAAAUUAAAUGAACAAUUGUGGUGUAAUGGUUACUUAUUUAUUGUGGUUAAUAAAAAAAGAUGUUCUAUUUAACAGUGACCAAAUAAACAGAACUAAUAUAGCAUGUAUCAAACUGGUUCUUAAAUUAGAAACACUAUAAUUUUAAAAAAUGUGAUUUCAAGCAUUUAAACAAGUGAAGCAUGAAAGUCCAAAGUUUCACUAUGUGCCUUUAUCAUAAGUUUAUUUUAAUAUUAUCAUGGAAAACACAAGGUCGAAU